Menidia menidia (Atlantic silverside) is the source of this 4002-nucleotide messenger RNA. The record is from the annotation of a GenBank genome assembly. Lineage: Eukaryota; Metazoa; Chordata; Actinopteri; Atheriniformes; Atherinopsidae.
UGGAACGUUAAGACAGUCAAAUUGGUGGAACCCAGAUAGACUUGUAUCGUUUUUAGGCCGGACAGAUAUGCACGCUGGACACGUUACUUCCGGUGUUUGUGUGGAUGGCGGAAUUCUGUCACAACCUUGUGAAAUAUAUUUAAUGCCGAAAUGGCGGAUUUAACAGAGGUUAACAAACACCGUAGUGUUAAUCCAGUGCAAUAGGGCACAGUUGUUUUCACUUCAAGUUUAUUUUGUAUUUGUUUGUAAAUAUGACUGAAUUUGGUCCAGAUUCCGGGGGGCGCGUCAAGGGAGUAACUAUUGUGAAGCCUAUUGUGUUUGGAAAUGUCGCCCGUUACUUUGGGAAGAAGAGAGAGGAGGAUGGACACACUCACCAGUGGUCUGUGUAUGUGAAGCCUUACAGAAAUGAGGAUAUGUCUGCCUAUGUGAAGAAGAUCCAGUUCAAGCUUCAUGAGAGCUAUGGCAACCCCCUGAGAGUGGUCACUAAGCCUCCGUAUGAAAUUACAGAGACAGGAUGGGGCGAGUUUGAGAUCGUCAUUAAGAUCUUCUUCAUUGAUCACAAUGAGAGACCUGUGACUCUGUACCAUCUGUUGAAGCUGUUCCAGUCAGAUUCCAGUGCCAUGCCAAAGAAGACGGUUGUCUCUGAAUUCUACGAUGAAAUGAUCUUUCAGGAUCCCACGGCCAUGAUGCAGCAGCUUCUCACCACAUCAAGACAGCUCACUCUGGGAGCAUACAAGCAUGAGACGGAAUUCAGUGAGCUUGAGCAGAAGACAAAGGAGAAAAUGGAUGGUGCAAAGAAGAGAACGAGUCAGGAGAUCACCGAGUUGAAAGACAAACUGAAAGCCAGCCGAGAAAACAUCAACCACCUAAAGGCAGAGAUCAGGAAACUGGAGGACGAUGGAGAACAUAAGGAGCACUGAGAAAUGUUGAUUUGGUGUUUGGAUCUACAGUAAAUACACAAUAUGUUGUUUUUCAUUCAUGUAUCUUCUGUUUUCUCUUUUCUGGACAUGUCACUUCUCUACCGAAUUAAUAUUAUUCAUUUUUGGUAAAACUCCACAAUGAAACAUUUUGAAUGACUGAGUUUACAUUGUAAACUUCUUUUUUUAUUUUUGUAAAAAGUAAACAUACCAACAACACUGUCAGUUUCUUGUUUUUUACUUAUUCAGGCUGGAUGACAUUCAUAAAAGAAACGUUUGGUACAUUUUUGAUGACUUGAUUGUUUUGUGUUAUUAACUGGUAAACAAUUUGUGUAAGGUUUAUUGAGCAUUUGUAGGCUUUAUGUCAUACAAAUUAAAUAGAAACUGCAAGACUAAACAUAAUUAGUUCUGUUGAACUUAAAAUACUUCCCAUUAUAUCUGGCUCUUCAUAGUUUUUUCUUUAAAGUUCACCAAACCAAACACCAAACUUACCAUUUUUAAGUAAAACAGAAAGCACGAAGUACCCAGAUUUCCGAGGGUCUGUGAACCUCUCACAGGAAGCCCGAGUAGCGUUUGCUGACCAGACUUUGUAACUGUAGGACUCGUGCAAACUUUGUGUAAUUUGUCCGUCUGUUUGAAGUCUCAAAGAAAUAAUGUUAAAAUACAGAGACCUGACAUGGAAACUGGGUUGUUCAAGCCCGUCCGGCUGCUAUUUGUUUACAAGUGUAAGUUUAAUCGGGGCAGCACGCGGUUGAGUCUAUUCGGAGUAAAUUACCUCCAGGUGUCCUUCGUGCGGUGGAGAAACUCGAGGUGUGAUAGCGGUGGUGAAUCCAUGGAGAAGCAACCGGCAGACCGAGCGGCACCUGAUGAGAGAACAGGCCUGGUGAAGGAUGACGGCAUGCCUCCAGGUGCAGAGGGUGGAGAGGCAGAUUCCCAAAGCCAGAGGAAGAGAAGCUCCUCUCGAAAGAGUUUCCGUCUGGACUACAGACUGGAGGAGGAUGUCACAAAGUCCUGCCGAGACAAACAGGGCCGCUGGACAAACCCCUGGCCCACAUGGCGGUUUCCCUCUUACUCCAUGCUGCUGAGGUUUCUGCUGUUGGAUAAAAAUCACAGUAAUGUGCCAACAAGUGAAGAGGCCCUGGACAGCGAGCUCCCGGUGAUGGAGCCCUACUUUGUCCACAGUCCACACCUCUCUGGUGCCCUCCAGGGGAUGAGGGUCACCUGGCUCGGUCACGCUACAGUUUUGGUUGAAAUGGAUGGCUUAAAUAUUCUCACAGACCCAAUCUUCAGCCAGCGAGCGUCACCGUUCCAGUUCAUGGGGCCCAAAAGGUACCGAGGGCCCCCCUGCACCGUGGAACAGCUGCCCCGGAUCGAUGCGGUGGUCAUCAGUCACUCUCAUUACGAUCAUCUGGACGCUGGAUCUGUGGCCAGCCUCAACGCACGCUUCGGAGGGGAGCUACGCUGGUUCGUGCCCCUGGGCCUGAUGGACUGGCUGGCCAAGGCGGGCUGUGAGAACGUGAUGGAGCUGGACUGGUGGGAGGAGAACUGCGUCCCCGGUCACGACGAUGUCACGUUUGUGUGCACGCCCUCGCAGCACUGGAGCAAGCGCACGGCCUGGGACGACAACAGGACCUUGUGGAGCAGCUGGUCUGUUCUGGGUCCGGGCCACCGGUUCUUCUUUGCUGGCGACACCGGCUACUGUUCCUCCUUCCAGGAGAUAGGACGACGCUUUGGGCCGUUUGACCUCGCAGCCAUCCCUAUUGGAGCAUACAGACCCAGGGACGUGAUGCAAGGUCAGCAUGUAGAUCCAGAGGAGGCUGUUCAAAUCCACCAGGACCUCCAGGCCAGGCAGUCUGUAGCCAUACACUGGGGGACCUUUGCCCUCGCCUACGAGUACUACCUGGAGCCGCCGGUUCUUCUCAGAGAGGCUCUGGAAAAAAGAGGACUGAAGCCAGACUCUUUCUUCACUCUGCAUCACGGCGAGUCUCGUCUGCUGGCGGCACAGGAGGGAGACGUCUUCAACUGAGGGCCGAGUUUGGAUUUGUGUCUGAAAAAGAAGUGUACACAUUUGUUUAUCCUUGGUUGACAGACUGUAGAGUGUGUAAUGCAUCCUGGAUGGAAAAGUGUGCAGCUGGACUCACCGCACACCACUUUAUCACUUGGCCUUCGAGUGAUGUCAUCCGUAGAAGCAGAUUACUGAGGGUUGGAUUUGUUUGAGCUACAAAAAAAAACAGAGAAAAUUAAAUUGUGUGAAUUAGAAUUUGUUCUUAGUAAAGAUUAGACUUUGAGAUGUACACCAGAGAACUUAAAAAGUCAUUAAAUUUUAGAUUUACAAUUAGAUUACAAAACAAGACAUUAACUGUGGUACCAUCUUGAAAAAUCUGCAUAAACCAGAAGAUAACAUCCAUUUGUAGUUUGUGCUCUUCACAUGGAGUUUUGGUGUCAGCACGGCCUCCAACACCUUUUACCACUGAAGAACAAGGAAAUACACUUUUACAGACCCAAACAGCAUUUUGUACAACAUUUUACCAACAGCUUGUCAGCAGAAGGCUGACAUGGAACCAAAAUGCUGUUCAGACUGAAGCUAAACCGGUCUGAUCUGGUCCUUCUGUGAGGACGCAGAAAGCAUGGCGCAGUUUGUAGUUCACACAGAGUGAGUUUCUAUCUUUUUUUUCCUCUGCAGAAACUGGUGCUGUUAAAGAGAAUGUGCUGUGGCCAAUUCAGAACCGAGAGACACAUAUUUAUUCACACCGUCUGCCACGUUGCCAAUAGGGAAGAGAGCAGCUGUAGUGUUGGAGACGUUGAGCUGGGUUCAACCGAAAGCUUCAGAUGUUUUGAAUGUAAAAAACAGACAGCACAACAUUGAGCUCAUAUUCUGCCUAAUCUGUGUAAAGCUAAGCUGCCUGUUGUGGUUUACACUCGAUCAUGAGAAGUGAAUAUCUCAUUAAAUAUACUUUGAGAUUCAACUGUUUGCUGUGUCAUAUGUCAGCUGUAAUUAAGAGCGAAUCUUCAGCCCGUUAUGUGGCUUUGUAUCGACAUUUCACUUUAAACUCCAGUAAAAUCACUUUUGUGAAUCCCUUUGCUU